CGAUCCAUCCCCAAGAACCUUACAUACCCGCAACCACUAAUCGACAUCGCUAUUCAGUUGAGAUUACUAUCGUCGAGCCUCAGUUUACUUCUAUCGACGUCGCUUACCUUCAUCCCGCUUGAACAGCUGCCUGUCAAACGUCACGUCAUCCGCUCCCCAGACUAGACAGCUACCUGUACUCGCUUCGUAACCACCACCGAAAUUAACCAUGGCCACAAAGAAGAAGAUUCUUUUGAAGGUUAUUAUCCUUGGUGAUAGUGGAGUUGGAAAGACGUCUUUGAUGAACCAAUAUGUAAACAAGAAGUUCAGUGCGAGCUACAAAGCAACUAUUGGCGCUGAUUUCUUGACAAAGGAAGUGCUUGUUGACGAUAGGCUUGUGACUAUGCAGUUGUGGGAUACCGCUGGCCAGGAAAGAUUUCAAUCUCUUGGUGUCGCUUUCUACCGUGGUGCCGAUUGUUGCGUUCUUGUCUAUGAUGUCAAUAACUCGAAAUCCUUCGAUACUCUCGACUCCUGGCGAGACGAGUUUUUGAUACAAGCUUCUCCCAGAGAUCCAGAUUCGUUUCCUUUUGUUGUUCUAGGAAACAAGAUUGAUGUAGAGGAGAGCAAGAGAAUGAUUUCCCAAAGGCGGGCUAUGGCUUUCUGUACAUCCAAAGGAGGUAUCCCCUACUUUGAGACCUCUGCAAAGGAGGCUAUAAAUGUUGAGCAAGCAUUUGAAGUAAUUGCCCGAAACGCCCUACAACAGGAAGAAUCCGACGACUUUACCGGAGACUUCCAAGACCCAAUCAACAUCCACCUCGACAACGAACAGAGUGGGUGCGCUUGUUAGAGAGAGGGAAAGAAAGCGAGUAUAGAGGAAGAAAGAAAGAAAGGAAAGAACCCACUGUCAUGAUUCUAUAUGCAAUAUCUGGGUAGAUCCUAGAACUUACGGACGAUAAUGAGUGUCAUGUACACUGUGACCAGGCACCCAACCCCUUACUCUCAAUAUAUCUGAAGGUGUUCGGGGAGUCGCAUUGGUAUAUCAUAACCUUUUGCCUUCAUAUUGCGUGGGGUAUUGGCUUCUUUAAUGAUAAGUUAGUGGUGAGGAAUGUUUGGUUUUUCUUUUUACCAUGAGGGCAGAUGGAUAGAUGGCUAGCGGCUGGCUACUUUUUUGUCCCAUGUCUUUGUCUCUGUCUCUAUUUUUAUUUUUUUCAGAUUACAAAAUCGAAAGGCAUUCAUGCUUUGUUAUGCUACUUGUAUGUCAUUAGUUCCCUUUCCUUUUUUUCCUCUUUUUCGGUGUUUGCUUUCUUUCUCUCUCUCCUUGCUCUAUGCUUCCCCAUUGGUUCUCUUAAGUUAUAUACAUAUAAACCGUAUCUAUUACCGUUUGGUAUCGUACCUUUUUUUAAGGUCUCUUGCAUUGCUUUAAUCAAGUUUCUCGAUGAGUUGUUUUGGUAUCGCAGGAGGAAGAAAGGAAUAUAUUGCCAAGCCCGGCUUACGGUGGA
This is a messenger RNA of Tuber melanosporum (Perigord truffle), 1478 nucleotides long. RefSeq lists its product as uncharacterized. Gene Ontology annotation, cellular component: phagocytic vesicle; late endosome; vacuole. NCBI's taxonomy places the organism in Eukaryota, Fungi, Ascomycota, Pezizomycetes, Pezizales, Tuberaceae. Gene Ontology annotation, molecular function: GTPase activity; GTP binding. The coding region runs from base 209 to 826 and encodes 205 amino acids. The record is from RefSeq and is a predicted model, not a curated record. Gene Ontology annotation, biological process: regulation of vacuole fusion, non-autophagic. The transcript has 7 exons.